Durusdinium trenchii is the source of this 1120-nucleotide messenger RNA. NCBI's taxonomy places the organism in Eukaryota, Dinophyceae, Suessiales, Symbiodiniaceae. The record is from the annotation of a GenBank genome assembly.
GAGGUGGGCCUUCCUAAGGAAGCCCCGCGCUUACCUCGUCGGAAGCCUUCAGAAUCUCCUUUCACUCUUCAAGAGGUCGGCUGUGAGCCAUGUCCGUUUGUGGAACGCCACUGGGCACCGGACUGGGCUUUGAGGUUUGGGAGUCAAUUUGGCUGUGGAAUGCAGGUGGAGUGGAAUGUCGAAUGUCUAGCUAGAGUCUAGGCGUUUGAUGGAUCAAUUUAGACCGUUUGCCGUGCUUUUUCACCCUGAAUGCUUCAACUUCCCUUUUUGAUGGCUUGGUGCGGUCUGCUAGAUCAGAACCUCCUGUAAUCAUGGUAAUCAUGUAAUCAGAACACCCUGUAGUCUGUGAGGUUGUGCAAUGACCAUGCGGGGCCCCCAUGUAUUGAGUGUCAAUAGAAUGUGUCAGUUCAGCACUCUUAUUCGGAGUAAAUGCUGAGAAGACUAGGACUAGAUUCUUGCUUUCCGCUGUAUUAUCUGUACUGAUACAUGCAUUCCGGAGUCAUGUUGUGCAGAGUACACACUUUGCUUUUGGUGCAGAUUCCUGACAUGAGCUUGCCGAGGGCGCAGGACUUUGACUUAUUUGAUGAGUUGGAUCGGAUGAGGCCUCGACUGAGUUUCAAGGUUGAGGACGACGACUUGGAGAACUAUCAGGUGCACCAGGCAAGUACCAUCUUUGAUUUCUUGACAAGCAAGGUGGAGAGAACGAAUAUCCAGAGCUUUUUGGAGUUGAAGGACAAGCCCGAAGAUGGUCGCAGGCGUGCAUCCACUUGUUCGACCUGCGCCACCUUGGCAGAGGUCCACUGCAUCCUAGUAUCCGCAUCAGAGGGGUCGCUUAGUACUGGCGAGGCAUCGAACUACGACAAUGACGCCAGGUUCUUCAAAGUGGAUUUUGGCUGAUGUGAGUAACGUGAGUUGCACAUGUUCCUGGAAAUUCCACACUUAAAGCUCCGGAAGCUCUGGACAAGCGUGUUCCACUUUGACGAGCCUCGGGUAGCCACCGGAAGGGCAACACUGGAGAGCUCAGAAGAGGUGAGUUGCAACCUGUUUGAGCCUUCAGCGCGUUCAUAUAUUGCUGAACUAUGGCAAUGGGUUCAAACUGACGGACAUCUCCUUUCUCCUG